AAAAUUGUAUCACUACAGUUCUUGUAAUCGUGCUGUGAACAUUAUUUAGUUUAACAAGAGAAAGAGUGGUUCGCAAGAGUGUCUACAAGUCGUAGCUUAACAUUUUCUGUGAAAACUAGAAGCUACGCUGAUCCUGUCUCUUCCUUGAAGGAGCAAACCACACGCAGAAAUACACACACAAUUAAUUUAUUUGUAAUUUAGGAUUUUUUAUAUUUAAUAAACCAAAUAUAUCAACAUGUGUGACGAAGAAGUUGCCGCCCUCGUUGUCGACAAUGGAUCCGGUAUGUGCAAGGCCGGUUUCGCCGGAGACGAUGCCCCACGGGCCGUCUUCCCGUCCAUCGUCGGUCGCCCCCGUCAUCAGGGUGUGAUGGUCGGUAUGGGACAGAAGGACUCGUACGUCGGUGACGAAGCCCAGAGCAAGCGAGGUAUCCUGACCCUGAAGUACCCGAUCGAGCACGGUAUCGUCACGAACUGGGACGAUAUGGAGAAGAUCUGGCAUCACACCUUCUACAAUGAGCUGCGUGUUGCCCCCGAGGAGCACCCAGUCCUGCUGACAGAGGCCCCCCUGAACCCGAAGGCUAACCGUGAGAAGAUGACACAGAUCAUGUUCGAAACCUUCAACACACCGGCCAUGUACGUCGCCAUCCAGGCCGUGCUGUCGCUGUAUGCCUCCGGUCGUACCACCGGUAUUGUGCUGGAUUCCGGCGAUGGUGUCUCGCACACAGUCCCCAUCUAUGAAGGUUAUGCCCUGCCACACGCUAUCCUGCGUCUGGAUUUGGCCGGUCGCGAUCUGACCGACUAUCUGAUGAAGAUCCUGACCGAACGUGGCUACUCGUUCACCACCACUGCCGAGCGUGAAAUCGUUCGUGACAUCAAGGAAAAGCUCUGCUACGUCGCCCUGGACUUUGAGCAGGAAAUGGCCACCGCUGCUUCGUCCUCCUCGCUGGAGAAAUCCUACGAACUACCCGACGGACAGGUCAUCACCAUCGGAAACGAACGCUUCCGUUGCCCGGAGGCUCUCUUCCAGCCAUCAUUCCUGGGUAUGGAAGCCUGCGGUAUCCACGAGACCACCUACAACUCGAUCAUGAAGUGCGACGUCGAUAUCCGAAAGGAUCUGUAUGCCAACACAGUAUUAUCCGGCGGUACCACCAUGUACCCAGGCAUUGCCGACCGUAUGCAGAAGGAAAUCACCGCCCUCGCCCCAUCGACGAUGAAGAUCAAGAUCAUUGCCCCACCAGAGCGCAAAUACUCCGUCUGGAUCGGUGGUUCCAUCCUGGCCUCGCUGUCCACCUUCCAGCAGAUGUGGAUCUCCAAGCAGGAAUACGACGAGUCCGGCCCAUCCAUUGUCCACAGAAAGUGCUUCUAAGCAUCUUCUUAUCUUAUUAUUACUAAUUAUAACACACUCUUCAACCAACAACAACAAGAACAACAAUGAGAAACCAACAGCAACAGCAGCAUCAACAACAACAACAACAACAGCGCAAAGUAAUGAUGAGAGAAAACGCGAAAUAAGAGAGAGAUUACAAGAACAACAACAACUACAAUUUCCAGCAAGAAGUUGAAAAAGACAUAAACACACACACAUUCGAAAAACAACUUAAAAUAAAAAGACAAUUCCUGUAUUAUUACUUAUAAUAAUCGAAGCGAGUAAUGUUUAUUCUUCUCCAAUCAAACACAACAACAAUUCAUUAAUUAUUUAGUCGCAUCGCAUCAUUUAAUCAGAUCAGUUUAUUUUGUUUGUGUAUUUUUUUUUCAUAUUUUACACGUGUAGCCAGUUUAAACGAAAUGUAAAACGGACGUUAUUUACGCAUUACAUGAUAGUAGGUUUAAGGAAAUCGCGCGUCUGCCGCCGCGCGAUCUAGAGAGAGGUAGAGCAAACUACUUAGUCCUCUGUUUUUUUCCCAAUCCCCUUCCAAUUUAAGCUAAAAACAAGAAGACGAAAUCGAGUGCGAGUGAGAGAGAGAACCAAAAAGUUACUACUACUUACAAUAUUUUGUGUAAUCAAUGAUGAUUAAUAAGUCACAAAAUGUAGUAAGCCAAAAGCGAAGAAUAAGAAAAAUUGCUAGAAAAACCUUGAAAAAAAAACAAACAAACGUUGUAAAGAAAAAAAAAACCAAGUCCCAGAUCGAAUGGUCACUUCCCCGCGAAUUUGAUUGAAAUUAUUUUGCUUGCAUUAUUCGUAUACAACAUUAUUUAAUAACCGCGCGUUUGAAUAUUUAUUACCAGCUAAGUCAAUUAAUUUAUUCGAUUUAUUU
Ochlerotatus camptorhynchus is the source of this 2255-nucleotide messenger RNA. RefSeq names its product actin-5C. NCBI's taxonomy places the organism in Eukaryota, Metazoa, Arthropoda, Insecta, Diptera, Culicidae. The coding region runs from base 236 to 1366 and encodes 376 amino acids. The transcript has 2 exons. The record is from RefSeq and is a predicted model, not a curated record.